Messenger RNA from Python bivittatus (Burmese python), 834 nucleotides. The record is from RefSeq and is a predicted model, not a curated record. NCBI's taxonomy places the organism in Eukaryota, Metazoa, Chordata, Lepidosauria, Squamata, Pythonidae.
AUGUCGGAUAAGCGAAGGACGGUUAAACGAGACUCCACUGAGGCAGGGCUGGGGCACAGGGCCCCACAAGGGGGCUCUGCGGAGAGCUCCCCAAGAGACCCCCAGCAAGAGCAUUUUGUGCCAGAAAAGACAGUGGCCAUUGACUUCUGGUCUCACCUGCCGAAGGAGGAGGCGGGUGGGCGGCAGGCGGACGCCCUUUCUUUGAAGGAUGCCCCGUGGGGGAAGGUGGAGGACCUUCAGGAUGCCCUGCGGGAAACCACCAGGAGGAAGAUGGGUGCUUUGUCCUGCAUCUUGUGGGACCAGGGCCCCCGGAAGAUGUGCAGCCGCCUCUACCACCUUUGCUGCCAGUGGCUGCAGCCAGAAAGGAACACGAAGGCGCAGAUGCAGGACCUGGUGAUCCUGGAGCAGUUCCUGGCCAUCCUGCCCCCCGAAAUGGAGAGCUGGGUGAGGGAGUGCGGAGCAGAGGCCAGUUCCCAGGCGGUGGCCCUGGCCGAAGGCUUCCUCCUGAGCCAGGCGGAGGAGCAGAAGGAGCAGGGAGAGAUGCAGUUGCAUCUGGUCCAGAGGCCUGACUUGAAGUCAAUCUCUGAAAAUCCCAAGGAAAGGAGGAAUCUGCCAGAUCCUUCCCAGGAGCUGCUCAUCAGGGGGAUCUUCCAUGAAGAUCAAAGUCAGGACACCUCCUCCGGGAAUGAAAAGUCGGCAUUCAUAGAUUCUUCUCCAUUUUCUGGCAGAAUUGAAAGAGCAGCUGAAUCUCCAAAUCAGGUAGGACAGGAAAUGUCAGGGAAGAUAGAUCAGUUGGAGGUCUCUUGUUAUGGGCUAUAGGCAUCAUGUUGCUGG